Symbiodinium sp. CCMP2592 is the source of this 2391-nucleotide messenger RNA. The record is from the annotation of a GenBank genome assembly. Lineage: Eukaryota; Dinophyceae; Suessiales; Symbiodiniaceae.
AUGCCGGGCCGCCCCAACCCGCCACCGUUGCCCGCCUGUGGUUAUGUGGUCAAUGCAACCAAGAAAGGUGGCCUGCCUAUCAAGGUGGAGUCGCGAGCCAAGGGCAAGAAGGUGACGAUCAUCUCCGGUGUUCAAGGUGAUGCACAGUCUCUCGUGUCGGCACUUGGCAGCUUACUGGGCUGUGGCGGAAGCGUUUGCCAUGCUGCGGGUCAAACGCAGGUGCUGGUUCAAGGAGACCAGACCGAACGCAUCAGCGGUUCCUUGGAGCAGCUUGGGUGCCUCCGGGGAAUGGCAAAAGCACUUCAGAAGAAGAAAUCUGCUGAGGUCAUGGCAACGCGCUUGUGUGCCUAUGACAAGUUCCUCCGACAAGGAGAUGACAAGCAAAGCUUGGCCCAGAAACUGCAGCAUGAAGCACAUGCCCCUCAGACUCUUCCCGGUGCAGAGUGUUUCCGAUGGCAUGGUCCGUGGGUCUACUGCCGCGGCUGCUGCGAGCAAACAGAUCUGAGUGAUGUGUGGGAGGAGCGUCUGGAUGGCACGAUGGCGAUGGAGUCUCUCGCCAGCAAUCAUACCCUCGACAUGCCUGUGGUUUGGACGACGGCGGCUGGACUUGACGCCGUCCUUCGCAAGUUGGGGAUGGUUGCCGAAGUAGGGGAGGCCGCGCAGACUUGGGGUUUGCUGUCGUCCAACGCCAGCGAAGCGUGGAAAGGCCUCACGCUGGCGGAGUACCGGCGCAAAGCAGUGGCUCCCGGGGCCAGGCUGCUGGAACACCCGGCUAUGCCUUCUGGCAGGGCCAAGCCGUCAGGUGCUCCCAGUGUGAGAGCACAAAGAGCAGCCGAGAAGAUACGACUGCGACCGGCAAGACCGAUGAAACCUGCGCAGGAGCAAGGCCGCUUUGCCUGCCCCACAUGUGGCCACAACUUUAGCUUGCGCUUGACUCUGAAGCAGCAUAUGAUGUUGUCCCAUGGUGAGAAAUUGGUGGGGCCUGUCCCGAACCUCUUGAACGUCAAGGAGCAGCCAGCCCGACCGAGGGUGCCAGCGCCUCCUCGACCGCAAAUCCCGCCAAAGCCAGCGACCGCCCAUUCCAGCGCUGCAAAUAAAGCUCCGCCAGUGAAGGGCCCAUGCCCACCCUCUGGACGCGGCGCGGCACAGGAACGAGAAGACAGCCAGAGAGCCAUGGAGUUGACACCAUCUGAGCAGUGUCAGCUGGAGGAGGAGCUAGAAUCGCACAGAGAGUGCCCCAUAUGUAAAAACUAUGUUGUUGGCGAGUCCUUGCAUGAGCACGUGGACAAGUGCUUGUCCACUCUGCAGGCUGUCGCCGGAUCAUACGCCUGGACAGAGUGUCCCAUUUGCGCUGAGCGCGUUCACCCAGAUCUCCUACAGUCGCAUGUGGAGCGCUGUCUCGCGAAUGCCGAAGGGCAGUCCGACACUGACAGUGACUCCGACAGCAUCUGUGCGGACCAAGAUGCAGACGCAAGCGUGUGGAACACUUGCCCUCUCUGUGAAGAGAGUUUCCACCAGGACGUGAUUGCCGCCCACGUCGAGAGCUGCAUCGCUGCUUACCAGGCAGCGGAGAGCCAGGAAAACUGCGCGACCGAGGAAGGCUCACCGCCCGUGGGCCAUGAAGAGCCGCUACUGCUGAGAGGUCUGCCGGUCUGCGGUGUGGUGCGAGACUACGACCCACGAGGGGAGCACCAGAUGGAGAUGGUAGCAGGGGAGGAGUUCGCCCUAGAAUGGGAGCAGCCAUCCGAGGAGGGCGGAUACUGGGCCUGGGGUUGGCGCCUUUUCCAUGGAGAUGAUGGCUACACACCGCUGGAGUGCGGAUAUAUUCCGCUGUCGCACAUCAAGACCAAGUUUGGCAUCAAGCAGCCCAUGCUUGCGGCUCCGCCGAAGGUGAGCCCGGCUGUGGAGAGCGCUUCUCCACGGCCCUUAGCCUCAAUGUGCGACGUGGAACAAGCUGUGGUUGUCACUUCUUCCGAAGGCGACGCACUGCCCGGGAAGAUGCCCGCAUCCAAAGACGAGCUUGAGAUUGAUGGCCUACCCGUCUGUGUGGUGGUGCGCCCGUGCCGGCCGAAGGGGCCCCACCAGCUCGAGCUUUCGGAGGGAGAUGAGUUCGCGCUAGAGUGGGAGCAGCCAAGAGAGGAGGGAGGCUACUGGGCUUGGGGCUGCCCUCUGCCAGCGAAGGCAGGAUGCCACAGGCCAUUGUCUGCUGGCUACGUGCCACGGUCACACCUUGUCCUGAAGUCGGCGAGAGAAGCCGCAGCUGCCUGUGCUCCACUGCCGGCACAACCACCCGAGCCAGAAGUUCAGAUCUUUCAAAAGCCCGUGGAGGCCGUGCAGCCUGAGCCGGAGGCAAAGCAGCGAAGACGCUGGGGGCGUGCGCAGGCUUCUUGA